Molecule: messenger RNA, 1449 nt
Organism: Prunus mume (Japanese apricot)
Lineage: Eukaryota; Viridiplantae; Streptophyta; Magnoliopsida; Rosales; Rosaceae
Source: RefSeq, a predicted model, not a curated record
AAGAUAACGAUUCCAGCAGGUACAAGCCAGCCACAAAGGCAGAAUCAUCACUCUGUAAGAUACACAGAGAGGCGGAGAGCUUGUAAUAAAAAUAAAAAGCUCACUCUCCGUAAUUUCUUGCAAUUCAUGGCGGCCACAGCCCGAGCCUUCAUUCUAUCUCGCCUCACCGACCUCUCUCUCAAGCCUUGCCAACCACCGCCCCCGAUUUCCCGCCACCUUCUCGUCCGCCCUCUGCUCCCCUCCUUCCGACGGCGUCGUUUAGCCACCAGCUCAUCUCCCGCCGUUAGAUGCCUCAUAUCUGGCGUAGACGGUGGCGGCGUCUCGGACGAGUUCGUUUCGACUCGGAAGUCCGGGUUCGACCGCGGCUUCUCCGUCAUCGCCAACAUGCUGAAGCGGAUUGAGCCCCUCGACACCUCCGUUAUCUCCAAGGGCGUUUCGGAUUCCGCCAAGGACUCCAUGAAGCAGACGAUUUCUACUAUGCUGGGGUUACUCCCGUCCGAUCAGUUCUCCGUCACUGUUAGGGUUUGCAAAGCCCCUCUCGAUCGCCUCCUCGCCUCUUCCAUAAUCACCGGGUAAUUCACAUUUCUACGAUAUCUUUCUUUUCCUUCAAGCGGUCGGAUAUCGUUGAUGAGAAAUUUCGACAUUUCUUCGGAAAAUUCUAUGCCGUCCGAUCGGUCGAAGAUUGGUGGGGAAUCGGAGAUGGCAGAGAGUGAGGAAAUGCGUAGCAUAAAUGGCGUUGGGAUGAGUAGCGAACUCUUGGAUUCAACAGCUCCUCAAGUUUUUGGGGAUUUGUCUCCGGAGGCUUUGAAUUAUAUCCAGAGGUUGCAAUCGGAGUUGACCAAUGUGAAGGAGGAACUGAAAGCUCGAAAGCAAGAAAAUGUGCAAUUAGAAUAUGACAGAGGACAUAGGAAUGAUUUGUUGGAUUAUCUACGGUCCUUAGAUUCAAAUAUGGUGACUGAACUAUCUCGGCCAUCAUCAUUAGAGGUAGAGGAAAUUAUACACCAGCUUGUCCAAAAUAUAUUGCAGAGAUUCUUUAAAGAUGGGACUUCCUCAGAAUUUGUGGAAGAUUCCGUCCCAGCAAAUAUAGAGAAUGACCUAGAUGCUGAUGGCGAACUAUGUGAUACGGUGGGAACUUCACGAGAUUACCUAGCGAAGCUGCUUUUCUGGUGCAUGUUGUUAGGACAUCACUUAAGAGGCUUGGAGAACAGAUUACAUUUGAGUUGUGUUGUUGGAUUAUUGUGAUGAGAGGAAAGUGGGAGGCGUGUACAUUCUUCAUGUUCAUAUAUGUCAACCUUUCUAAAUCUACCUUUUUGGUUUUUUAUGUUCAUCUGUAUAAUUAUUCUUCUUUCAAAUGAAAGCUUCUUACGGAAUACCAAAUUAGUUAUCGCUUCAUGUUCCGACCUCUUCCAUCGUUCUAUAAAUCAACCUAUAAUGUACAUUUAAAUUCCA